Molecule: messenger RNA, 426 nt
Organism: Panicum hallii
Lineage: Eukaryota; Viridiplantae; Streptophyta; Magnoliopsida; Poales; Poaceae
Exons: 2
Coding region: 1-426 (141 amino acids)
Biological process (GO): DNA integration
Molecular function (GO): nucleic acid binding
Source: RefSeq, a predicted model, not a curated record
AUGGUCGGGCCUUUUAAGAAGGCUCCUAGUGGCUUCACUUGCCUGCUCAUCAUGGUGGACAAGUUAACCAAAUGGAUUGAGGCAAAACCGAUCGUCAAGCCCAGCUCCCAAGAAGUUGUCAAGUUUUUUCUUGACAUCAUCUACCGGUUUGGUGUGCCCAACAGCAUAAUCAUGGAGAAUGGGACCAACUUCACGGGCAAGAAGUUCUUGGAUUUUUCUGAUGAGUACAGGAUCAAGAUCGACUGGGUGUCAGUUGGACACCCUCGCACUAAUGGGGUGGAAGCCAUGCUACCCUUCAACUUAGACCAUGGUGCCCUAAGGGUCAAGGCCUUUGAUCCCAACCAAGCCGCGGAGGCUCAACAGGAUGCGGUCGACUUGUUGGAUGAGGCCCGGGAGAUGGUCCUGGUCCACUUGGCAAGAUACUAG